AUGGCUCUCGAGCCUGAGAUCCAAUACAUGGUAGUGGAGGUAUUGGUGACGGAAUUCGAGCGUCUGCGCAACAAAAUGUGGUCGCGAGAUCAGAAGGAGGAGAGAUAUUGUGUUCUGUCUACACUCUUGUCAUUAAGGAUGACAUGCAAGAGUUUUGCAAGCGCCAAAAUCAUCAAGACUGCUGUGUUCAAGGAGAUCACACUACAGGCAACGACUCUCAACUUCAACCUCUUGAGACAAACCAGAAUCUCGUGCAUUGCGCCUUUUGUGAAAAAGAUCAACUUCCUGCCGAGUCCAUUCACCAUCAGUCUCGGACUGACUGCUUUUACUCGAGUCAUUCGAACUCUGUCGCAACAUGUAUACGAAAUGCCUCGUCGAAGUCAAAGGCAUAUUGCACAACACUGGGGUGACAUUCCAAGGACGGAAGAUCGGAUUGGGAUUGUGUUCAAAGCUUAUCGUCAACAAGCCUACAUAGAUCAAGACCUUGUGAUGAGCGGGGAGCUGCAAUGUCUCUGGACCGCAACGCUUCGGAAAUUGGAGCAUGUGAACGAUUUCGAACUGUUUUCGCUCUUCGGCAGACACCCUCUCGAUUCAAGUGACGACUUAGAGUCAGGAACGGUACAUUGUCAGUCUUGCUACAACGUCAAAUGCACCCUGUACGAUCGUGCAGGAACGUGUGAAGAUCAAAUGUUCAGAACAACUAUACAGUGUCUUGCGGCUUCCAAAGUACAGAUCAAGACCCUCUCACUCCACAGAGCACUGGCAAAGCACUUCCGUGGUUGGCAAUAUCCUUCAUGGGACAAACUGGAUCUCACGAAACUCGAAAUCUUUAAGUUUCCAGACUUGAACAUCGUGGAAGAAAAUGACGACGACGACGACUUUGUGGAACUUGAUGAAGUUGCGGAAAUCGGCUUGAACGAGUGCCUCCGAAAAGUUAUGUCUAGCUUGAAGGAACUGAGCAUCGACCACUACGUGGAGGUUCCUCGGCUUUUGUGGCCUCGCAGCGCAGGCCUCCACUUUCCACGCCUGCGCUCCCUCAAGCUCGGGGGUGUUGUGCUCACGAUCCCAUGGUUUGCGGAGCUUGUCAGCCGCUGUGUCGCAUUGGAAGAGAUCUCGCUGAGAGACUGCCACCCUCAGGAUCUUGAUGGACGGCGACUGCAGGAGUCGGGCCAUGAGGCAUGGGAAACGCUGUUCGAUGCUAUGUGUCGACAUCCGAAUUUGAAACGUUUCGCGAUCCUCGAUGAGUGGGAUGCUAAUUCUCAUCUCAAUGAGGGUGUGGUUGGCGCCGCAUGCAAUCCUAAUACCGUGGGGCUCGAUAUGCGUCACACCUUACUCUGGACUGGCAUGGAGCGCCUUGGGAACCCAGCAAAUCGGGGGCUGUGGGACGAUGCUCUGCAUUUAUUCAACCUUCGACGGCAGAACUGA
Cladophialophora psammophila CBS 110553 is the source of this 1425-nucleotide messenger RNA. RefSeq lists its product as uncharacterized. The coding region runs from base 1 to 1425 and encodes 474 amino acids. The record is from RefSeq and is a predicted model, not a curated record. NCBI's taxonomy places the organism in Eukaryota, Fungi, Ascomycota, Eurotiomycetes, Chaetothyriales, Herpotrichiellaceae. The transcript is spliced from 2 exons.